Gregarina niphandrodes is the source of this 6738-nucleotide messenger RNA. Its product is annotated as putative Sec63 domain DEAD/DEAH box helicase. Gene Ontology annotation, molecular function: ATP binding; nucleic acid binding. The transcript has a single exon. Lineage: Eukaryota; Apicomplexa; Conoidasida; Eugregarinorida; Gregarinidae. The record is from RefSeq and is a predicted model, not a curated record. Gene Ontology annotation, cellular component: nucleus. The coding region runs from base 1 to 6738 and encodes 2245 amino acids.
AUGGCUGAAGCGUUUGAGCAGUUCAAGCAAUUUGAGUACAAGAAUAAUUCCAAUUUGGUUCUGCAGCGUGAAGGGCCUUCUAAUUCCACUAAUGAGCCUACAGGAGAGCCGGAGAGUCUGGUGGGCCGUCUGCGUGGUCGAUUAGGAGACAAGGCGAUGAUUGCGGGAUUGCCGAGAGAAUUGCUAGCAGCGGGUCGCUCUCGUGGUUUGGUGGAAACGGACGGAGUGACUUUAAGGACUGAAAUAGGUGUUGGUCGUCAGAGAAAAAAACGGCGGUUAGACACAAUUUUGGAGCAAAUCGGUGAGGCACCGGCAGGCGCUGCUGUACGGGGUGAUAACGAGGCAGUGGCAGUGGUAUUUGAAAGCGAUAGUCAAGGGGAUGACGACGAUGAGGAGGAGGAGGAUGAGGAGGAGGUAGAGGUGCUAGGAGAUGUGGUGGGAGACGUGAUAGUGGAGGAGAAGGCGGUGGUUGAUGAGGAUGUUCUGCACACAGGUCUUGACAUAUCUAUGAUGAACUCGCGGAAGGACCAGACCUUAUCCGUGCAGGCUAUAACACCACAUUGGCUGCAAGGACGGUUAAAGGACCUGAAUAUCGUUUCAGAUGCCGACAUUACCCUUCAUCUGAUACCAAUGGAACAGGAGAUUCUCCAGAAACUCACCAUACCUGACCUUCAGGAAUGCGAGGCGGCAUUGGUUGACUGCAUCGGCUUAGAUCAUUUUGACUUUAUUGUGCAACUACUCCACAAUAGGUGGAGGGUCGUCUACCUAACUCGUCUAGGACAGGCCCAGACUGUGGCUGAGCGUAAGGCCAUCGAAACCACCAUGAGCACGAGCACUAUGGGCCGACAGGUGCUGGAGGAAAUUGCUGCAAGCGAAGUCGUCCAGGACAAGGAACGGGUCUUUGCCGAAGCGGCGGAAGUGGAAGCUGCGGAAGUUACUAGACAAAAUGAAAUGACUACUCUGUCCGCCUCUGGUACGGCCUCUGGCACCCUAGCUUCCGUACCGAGUGGCGUCCAGACGGAAGUCGCAACGGACCCGGAAUUGGCCCACCUGCAACCCAGCGUAGACCUCCUAGACUUGGAAAGCCUUUCUUUCCCGGUAGAAGACAAGCUGCUGGGCGUAGACGAAGUAAAAUUACCCCAGGGCACGGAACGGGUAACCGCUAAAGAGUAUGAAGAGAUUAUUAUUCCACAUCAUGACAAGGGACCAGGGACGGAGAAACUGAAGAACGUUGACGAUGUACUCCCGUCCUGGGCCCUCCCCUGUUUCCACAGCGUCAAAGUGCAAAGACUCAAUGCUAUCCAGUCAGUCGUCAGCGACGUAGCGGCCAAAAAACCGGACGUGAACAUGCUUAUCUGCGCCCCUACGGGUGCGGGUAAGACCAAUAUUGCAAUGAUGUGCAUAUUGGAAGUGAUCAAUCGCUAUGUAAAGAAGAUCGGUGGUUCGAACAUCAGGGCCCCGGCUACUAGUUCUGGCGCCGGCACUACAUUUGCUACCGGCACUACAUCAGCUACCGGCACUACAUCAGCUACCGGCACUACAUCUGCUACCGGCACUACAUCUGCUACCGGCACUACAGCUGGGUCGGAAGGUGCGUCGGGUGGUUACGUGUGCGACUUGAACCGUUUUAAGAUCGUGUAUGUGUCUCCUAUGAAGGCCUUGGUAGCGGAGCAGGUGUCUGGGUUCCAGAAGCGUUUGGAUUCAUUGGGGCUUGGUCUUCGGGUCCGCGAAUUGACGGGUGAUAUUAACCUGUCGCAAGCGGAGAUUAAUGAGACGCAGAUCAUUGUGACAACGCCGGAGAAGUGGGACGUGAUAACUCGUCGGGCAGGAGAGCGGAGUUACACGCAAUUGGUCAAGUUGAUGAUAUUCGACGAGGUGCAUUUGUUACAUGACAAGCGCGGGCCGGUGUUGGAGGCUUUGGUAUCAAGAGCAUUCCGACAAUACGAAAACAGUGGACAAGUGAUUCGGUUGGUCGGGUUAUCGGCAACGUUGCCAAAUAGUGAAGAUGUGGCUGCCUUUCUUCGUGUGCCUUUGGAUGAGGGGUUGUUUGUUUUCGGUCCUGAGUAUAGACCGGUGCCCUUACGCCAGAGCUUUGUUGGUAUCAAGACUAAGAGUUCUUUGAAGCGGUAUGACGCUAUGAAUCAAGUAUGUCAUGAACGCAUGAUGGAAUUUGCUGGUAGACAUCAGGUUCUUAUUUUCUGCCAUAGUCGCAAAGAAACUGCGCGAACAGCGAAGUAUUUGCGCGACAAAUGUUUCGAAGAUGGUUCUAUUGUUAGGUUCUUUUCCGAAGAGUCUGCAACCAAGGAAAUUCUAGCAUCUGAAGCCGGCAAUGUGAUAUCAAAUGAUUUAAAGGAUUUACUUCCUGCCGGGUUCGCAAUACAUCAUGCGGGUAUGCAACGAUCGGACCGACGAUUGGUGGAGGAUUUAUUCGCAGAUCGACACAUACAGGUACUUGUAUCAACGGCUACAUUGGCUUGGGGUGUUAAUUUACCAGCACACGCAGUAAUCAUCAAGGGCACUCAGAUAUAUUCCCCGGAUUUGGGAAAGUGGACAGAACUGCCGCCGUUGGACGUGGUUCAAAUGAUGGGUAGAGCGGGACGUCCUCCAUACGACCGUUUUGGCCAAGGGAUUAUUAUAACCCAGCAAUCGCAACUCCAAUAUUACGUUAGCUUAACCACACAACAACUGCCGGUCGAAUCACAGAUGAUGGGGGCCUUACCAGAACUGAUCAAUGCAGAAGUUGUACUAGGAAAUAUCAGACACCGAGUUGAAGCCGCUCAUUGGCUUCUAUAUACCUACUUAUUUAUCCGCAUGACCAGAGCGCCCCACUUGUACAAAGUACCCAAAAGCGACACCAUAACACUGCCACAAAGACGCCUGGACUUGGUUCAUGCAGCUCUAGUACUGCUAGACUCACUACGACUGGUUAAUUACGAUAAAGUCAGCGGCAAGGUACAAACAACCGCACUUGGUAAAGCGGCUUCCGUAUACUAUCUUCGACCAGCCACUGUUGCCGCGUUAAAUAAAUCUUUAACGCCGGAAGUUAAUGAUAUAGAACUGUUUAGAAUUUUCUCAUUGGCUUCCGAAUUCCAACGCGUGCCCGUUCGCCCCGAAGAAAAGACAGAGUUAGCCAAAUGUGUAGAAAAGGUACCCGUGCCUAUAAAAGGUCAAUUAACAGAAUCUAGCACCAAGAUUAACGUCCUGUUACAAUCAUUCAUCAGCUGUCUAAAGCUCGACGGUUUUGCAUUACAAGCCGACAUGGCAUUGGUUGCCCAAAAUGCCGCUCGCAUAAUGAGGGCUAUAUUCGAAAUAGCAUUGCGAAGAAACUGGGCGAAAACAGCUGAGCUAGCCCUACAUUAUUCCAAAGUCGUCGACCGAAGAAUGUGGGGAUCUAUGUCACCUCUGAGGCAGUUUGGCGUCCUUUCGCUAGCAGACCUACGACGAUUCGAAGCUCGGGAUAUCGCAUGGGAACGGUACUUUACACUCACCGAAGGCGAGCUAGGAGAGCUUCUUAAGAAUCAGGCGCUGGGCAAACGAGUACAUCAAAUGCUCGCUAGAUUUCCGCGACUGAAUGUUGAGUGCUUUGUUCUACCUUUGACUACAUCACUUGUACAGAUUGACCUUACAAUAUUGGCUGGCUUUGAGUGGAACCGGAAGGUCCAUAAAAGCGCGGAAAUGUUUUGGAUAUUUGUUGAGAACUGCGAUUGCUCCAAAAUAUUAUUCGCGGACACCUUUAUUUUACGCGGAUCUGAGGUAGAUUUAGAGCAUCAGAUGACCUUUACAGUUCCUCUGGAUGAGCCCAGAAGCCCGAAUUACUUUAUCAAAGUAAUUAGCGACAAAUGGAUAGGCUCCGAACGCGUGUUUCCCGUCUCAUUUCGAGAUCUAAUCAUCCCUGCAAAGAACUCUACCCCCACAGACUUCCUUGGGAUGCAACCGACACCGACUUCUGGAAUCAACUUCCCUGAGGCGACAGAAAAGUUGUUCAAAAAUCAAAGAUACUUUGGCCCUCUACAAUCACAGGUGUUUGGCGCCGUAUAUAAUAGCGAUGAAAACAUCCUUAUCUGCGCUCCUCCGACUAGCGGACGUAACACUUUACAGGAGCUGACUAUUCUACGGAUGUGCACAGAGUCGACUCAACCAUUGUGUGUAUGUGUAUCACCAUUAGAAUCGACCACAGCCUCUAAGUACACUUGGUGGAAGGAACGUUUCGAAGGCGGUUUAGGAUUGACGGUUAAUCGCCUACAAGGUAAUCUGGGGGCGGAUGCACGCUUAUUGGCGAAAUCGCACAUUGUAGUUGCCAGAGCGGACCAUUGGGAAGCUGUAUCAAGGCGCUGGAGGGUACGAAAAGCUUUGCAAAAGAUCCAGUUGCUUAUAGUCGAAUCGAUCGAGCUAAUUGCUGACUCCAAAAUUGGUAGUUACUUGGAGAUUGGUAUUGCGCGAAUGAGGCUUAUGUCUGAGCUGCUGAAGGCCAACGCUCAAGCAACUGACGAAACGACUGCGGCCAAACUGCCAAGGCUGCGAAUUGCCGCCUUUGGAGCACCCAUUGCGGAUGCCGCUGAUGUGGCUGACUGGCUGGGUGUAAGUGCGGCUAACUGUUUUAAUUUCCAUCCUACCGUCCGAGCGACUGCGCUAGAUCUGUCGAUCAACCGCAUCGAUAUUCCGGACCGCGCGCGACGGCUAGCGGCGUCCUACAGCAUUAUAGCACAUGCGAUCCGACGCGCGCAAACGAAUCAAAUAAUUGUUGUGAGCACCGACCGAAAAGAGGCAAGACAGAUCUGUGUGGAAAUUCUGCUCCACGCCGCCGCAGAAGGCCGGCCUACCAAGUACCGACGAGAGUUUGACCAAAGCAGCAUUGAGCGCUUCAUACAGGAACACAUCAAACAAUGGAAACAACAAACAGGGCACCAGAGUGCAGGGAAACAGGAAGGAGGGCAGCAGAGUGCAGGGCAGCAGAGUGCAGGGCAGCAGAGUGCAGGACAGCAGAGUGCAGGGCAGCAGAGUGCAGGGCAGCAGAGUGCAGGGCAGCAGAGUGCAGGGCAGCAGGAAGACAAGAUAAAUCGGGAAUUAGUUCGCGAACGUGUUUUAUUAGAUAUCCUAUGUUUCGGAGUCGGAUUAUUGCAUGAAGGCAUGACUGAGUUGGAGAAGUCAUUGGUAAUAUGUAUGUAUCGCAAUAGAAUGGUCCAGGUGCUGGCCAUAACAUAUCCUGUGGUGUACGAAUUGCAUAUAAGUUGUCAGUUGGUAAUAGUACAGGAUACGGAGUACUGGAAUGGUCAGAAGCGGGCUCAUUAUAAGCCAGAAAUGUUGAUGCGCAUAUUAGGUCUAGCGAACAUUGAGCAACAAGAAACAGAUAGCUUGGAUGUUUGCAACGCCUUGAUUAUUUGUAAGCCGUCGAAGCACGAGGAAAUUCGGAGGUCUAUCUUUGAGCCUUUGCCUUUGGAGUCAAAUGUAGAUUUGUUUCUGGCGGAUCACGUGUUAUCUGAAAUAGUAACGGGCACCAUUACGAAUAAGCAAGAGUCGAUAGAUUGGCUGACGUGGACCUUCGCGUACCGACGGCUGUUCAAGAACCCGAAUUACUAUGGACUGAGGGAUGUAAAGCCGGAGUUAGUUUCGGAAUACGUUUCGGAAAUGGUUGAGAAAGCGUGCGAUAACUUGCAGAACGCAGGUUGUAUUAGGGUGGAAGAUGAUGAUAUUACAUUAAGUACAACAAAUCUAGGUCUAAUUGCUGUGUUUUAUGCGCUUCGAGCAGGAACUAUUGAAGGCUUCGUCAAGCUUACAACAACGAACAGUAAACACAAGCAGUUAUUAAUGGCCAUCACUUCUUCUCAAGAAGUACGUGAUUCUGUACAAAUAAGACAAAGCGAAUCUGAGUUACUGAAACAGCUCUGGUCAGAGCUGGAAAUAUCGCGGAUACAGGAUACUGGAUCCGCAAUCGAUUUCAAUGACCCACAAAUUAAGGCUACUAUUCUACUGACCGCCCAUCUACAUAGAGCUCCUCUUACGCCAGAUCUGCAAAAGGAUUUGACCGAUUUGCUGGCGUUCGCUGAACGGUCAUGCCAUGCUUUGGUUGACAUUUUAAGCUCCUCACAGUGGCUACAUCCCAUUUUGGCUACUGCUGAACUAUGCCAGAUGAUCACACAAGGCAUGUUGAUUCGACAAUCAAGCUUGCUCCAAUUACCGUACUUUAGUGCGAAUGAAAUCAAGGUUGCUGCCAAACAUAAAAUCAUUGCAGCGUCGGACUUGCUCGCAAUUGAGGAUGACGUCAGAAAUGAAUUCUUCAACCAGGUUAAUUUCUCUCAAGACCAAAUUGCCGAUAUCGCCGACUGUUGCAAUGCUCUACCAGUUAUUGUAAUCAACCUCGAUACAUCAGCUUCGGGGGAUACAUCAGCUUCGGAUAUUCUGACUCUUAGAAUAACAACCAACGAUACAGCGCCUGUUGUCAACAUUACCAUACAAAGAGACCUGGAUGAGGACGAAAUUGUCGGACCAGUUCGGGCCCCAUAUUUCCCCAUCGAAAAGCAGGAACAAUGGUGGGUGAUUGUCGGAAUACCUUCUGAGAACCGAGUCCUGGGCAUCCAAAAGGUAUUCAUGAAGGGUACAGAGACGAAAAUCAGUAUUUCGCUCGAUAAUAUUCCAGAUGCGCUUCGAUCGCCGCACACGUUCGAUGCAAGAAUAUAUUGCCUCUCUGACUCUUACAUCGACGCUGAUCAGCACAUCGAUAUCAGUAUACAAAUUUUAUAA